Messenger RNA from Clarias gariepinus (North African catfish), 901 nucleotides. Its product is annotated as leucine-rich repeat flightless-interacting protein 1-like. Gene Ontology annotation, biological process: regulation of transcription by RNA polymerase II. Gene Ontology annotation, molecular function: DNA-binding transcription factor activity, RNA polymerase II-specific; RNA polymerase II cis-regulatory region sequence-specific DNA binding. The record is from RefSeq and is a predicted model, not a curated record. NCBI's taxonomy places the organism in Eukaryota, Metazoa, Chordata, Actinopteri, Siluriformes, Clariidae. Bases 27 to 839 code for a protein of 270 amino acids. The transcript is spliced from 7 exons.
UGAAUGAAGCUGAGGAGAAAUUUGAAAUGCUUACGGUGUCCUGCGCUCAGCUGGAGGACAGAGUGAAGGAGCUGGAGCAUCUGCUCUCUGAGGCCAGCAGAGACUGUGACAUGAAAAGCAAGGAGUGUGAGCAAGAGCGGGAGGCUCACACCAUCCUCCAGACAGAGAACAACGAGUUGAAGAAGUCUCUGACUCAGAAGGAGGAGUUACUCGAGGUCACACUGGCAGAUGCUGAGAAGAAACAACAGAAAGAUGUGGAGGCCAUUGCUAGUCUGGAGGCCGAUAAGUUCUACAUGAUAGACAUUUUGAAGAGAAUGAAAAACACAAUGAAGCUCUUUGGUAACCUGCUCUACAAGACACAAAAGGAUUGUGAGCAAGAGCGGGAGGCUCACAUCAUCCUCCAAGCAGAGAACAAUGAGUUGAAGAAGACUUUUACUCAGAAGGAUGAGUUACUGAAGGUCUUCGUGGCAGAAGCUCAGGAGGAACACCAAAGAGUUCAGGAGGCCAUUACCCAGCUGGAGUCUGAGAAGUCAGACCUUAAGGAGCAGGUGAAAACACUGCGAGACACCGUGCAGGAUUUAGGGGAUCUGCUUUAUCAGACUCAGACGGAGUGUGAUGAUCUAACAGAAGAAUGUGAGCGAGAGCGGGAGGCUCACACCACCCUCCAGGCAGAGAGGGACGUGAUAAAGAAGACUCUGACUCUUAAGGAGAAGUUCCCGGAGGAGCAAGAGUCGGAGGCUCACACCAUACUCCAGGCUGAGAAUGAUAAAAUGAAAGUUCUGAAUCAAAAGGAGGAGUUAGAAAAACCGAAGGUAAACUACACUUUUAUAAAGAUAUGACUGCUGUUACUUUGAAUGUGUGUGUCUGUGUUGACCUAUAUCAAAGGCUUAUUAGCUAAUCA